AUGAGUGAAACUACCGGUGCCAACAUUAACCUCAACUGCCUCUUUAUGCCUAUUAAUGCAUUCCAUGGUUUACCUUACCGAAUUCACAUAAUUCCUAUUUCUAAUGCAUCAACAGUCAACGCGCUUAUGAGUCUAAUUCAAUCUCUUAUGCCAGGUGGAUUAACUCAUGUUAACUACCAGCUUCGUGCAUUUCGUCCGGGACCUGUGGUAUAUGUAAAUAUGGCAUCAGGAGGUAGAAUCGGUGAUUAUUUCGGUGAGAAUCUCGAUCGUAAUAUUAUUCAUAUUCUCGUAGAACCUGUACCAGGAGAGAAUUAG
Messenger RNA from Paraglomus occultum, 315 nucleotides. The record is from the annotation of a GenBank genome assembly. NCBI's taxonomy places the organism in Eukaryota, Fungi, Glomeromycota, Glomeromycetes, Paraglomerales, Paraglomeraceae.